Molecule: messenger RNA, 1957 nt
Organism: Camelina sativa (false flax)
Lineage: Eukaryota; Viridiplantae; Streptophyta; Magnoliopsida; Brassicales; Brassicaceae
Source: RefSeq, a predicted model, not a curated record
AAAGUUUGCAUUUUGUGGUCAAUUACUAAAGUCUCGUUCUUUGAUCAGAAGAUAAAUUAUUGUUCUUGCUUAGGAAUCGUGGGUUUUGCUUGUGUAUUAAGAAUUAAUCAAUGAUCGAUGAUUGAUGUGGAUACUGUUUUAUUGCUAUAUGCUCUGUUUCUUUGCUAAGAAAUCAUGGAAAACGAAAUUUCAACCAUUUAUAAAAGUAUUAUCUAUCCAUAAAGGGUGGGCCUUUUAGAGAGUUUUUGCCUGUUCGAGAAACAAGCCGGUCAAAUUAAUCGACCUUUUUUUUUUUUUUUAACUCUGGUCUAAGUCAAUAAAUGAAUGCUUCCAUCUUUGAAAUUUAGUAUCCUACUGGAAAAACUGUACUUGGGAAAUUGCAUGGUCGGUCUUUGUAGAUUAUUAAGAAGAAGAAACAAACCAAAAAGUCUUCUUUUUUUGUAUAUCAUUCUCUAUCCUUGUGGGGAUCAAUUUCACUAGUACUCUUAAGAAAUUGCUCUCUGGAUUUGUUUGUUGUUGCAUUUGGUUGAAGCUGUUCCAUUUGAUCAAACGAUAUGGACUUCAAUCAAAAAGCUCAUCCGGAUUGUGUAUAUUCGGAUAAUCCUUUCCAUGAAUGUGCUUCAGCUUGUUUAGAGAAAAUUGCUCAAGGCCAUGUCAAGAAGAACACUAAGAAGCAGAGUACUUCUUCAAGACUUCUUAGCUUCUCAGCGAGUUUCGGUAGGAAAAACAAGCAGUCAAAUUCACAACCGCCUUCACCGCUACCCGUAAGCCCUCAUAAAACUGGUGGAGGUGUUUUUGCAAACGGUAACUCCCCAAAGGGUCAUCAUGCAGUAGUUCCACCUGUUGCUGUGAAGAAGAAGACUGUUUCUGAAACGAAAAAGUCUUUCUCUUCUUCAUCAUCUGGUGACCCUGAGGAUUUUUUCAACCAUAAACCAGAGAACAAACCCUCUCAACUUAUUCCACUUUCCUCAACCAAUUUGGUUGAUGAAAGCAAAACGGUGUCACCUACACCGGGACUACAAGAACACAACGGGAAGACUGGAGGAGGUGCCGUGACUAGAGUCUUUAGUUUCCUAAGCCCUGAAAGAUCGCAGGAGAAAGAGAGCAAUGAUGAUUAUACUGAUGAUGAUGAUGAUGAUGAUGAUGAUGAUGAUGAUGAUGAUGAAGAAAACAACAAUGAGAUUGGAGUAGAGCUUGAUCUUGAAUCAGUAAUGUCUGACAGUUUUGUCUCUGUCGGGAAAUACCGAGUAAGAUCGGGAUCGUCCACUCUCCUAAGUGCUAUCAUCGAGAAACACGGAGACAUUGCUCAAAACUGUAAGCUGGAAUCGGACUCAAUGCGGUCCCGGUACCUCGAGUGUUUAUGCUCAUUGAUGCAGGAACUAAGGUCAACCUCGGUGAGGCAGUUGACCAAAGUCAAAGUCAAAGAGAUGCUAGCGGUUCUCAAAGAUUUGGAGUCCGUGAACAUUGAAGUGGCAUGGCUACGUGCGGUUCUUGAAGAGUUUGCACGGUCUCAAGAAGAUGCAGAAAAAGAGAAAGAGAGGCAGGAUGGUUUAGUGAAGGCUAAGAGAGAAGAGCUUGAGGCUCAAGAAGCGGAUUUGGUUAGGAUGGAGAAGGAAGUGGAGGAAGCGAGGAUGCGUAUUGAGGAGACACGGGCUCAGAUGGUCGAGGUGGAGAUGGAAAGGUCAAGGAUGAAGAAAAUGGGAUUCAAAUUGGAGAAAUUUAAAGGGAAAUCGUUUAUAGACGAGCUUCUCUGAGUUUGUGUUGUGUGGGAUGUUUGUUGAUAGUAAAGUUACUAAGUAAAGUAGUAACACAAAAAUCGAAAUACUCUAAUAAAUGAGUUUUAAAGGUUAGGAUUUUGGAAAAGCUGGUAUUUAUCUCGUAACUUAUAGUUAUAUGUUUAUAAUAUUUGGUUGUUGCUAGUAAAUACGUUUGGCUUUGUAUAUGCAUUGUUCUUUGA